GAGUCCAAGAAGUACUACUUUGUCACCAUGGGAACAGACUGCCACUUCACUAUGCAGGCUGCCUCCCCCAAGGACAAGGUGCCCACCACUAACCGCACUUAGCCCCCACCUCCAUUUUGGUGCUCCCUACAGAUGUAUGCCCAAUAUCCCAAAUCCACUCCUAGGCCUAGAUCUUAGAGGACUGGAUAAGUAUAUGCAAUAUGGUAAUAUUUCCUUCUUGACUUCCCACACCUAUCCAGUCCUUUCAGAUCCAAGGGUUAGGGGCUAGGGGUCACUGAGUGAUAAUCCCAAUACUUUACACAUUAUCUUCCUUGCAAUGUCCAUCACCUAAACAUGCCCCCCUUCCUCUUCUCCCUGUGAAGGUACAGUUCCACUUCCGCUUCUUCCUCGUCUACAGCCUGCUUCGUUUAGCACCCCAAAGUCCCGCCCCCCUCUUCCCUGAGUCCCCCCGGGGCCUCCGAUUGGAGCCUUCGACUCCAGUGGUGGAGCCAGGGGACCCAUGUCAUGCGGGGUCAUACAUUCAGUUCUAUGACGGGCGGGACAAGAACUCACCUCCUAUUGGGCCACCGCUAUGUGGGAAGAGCCCACCCCGCCCGGUGCUGUCCACAGGGAAUCACCUGACCCUGCGUCUGGCAACCCGCGGUACCCAGCCCAGAGUGGACUUUGUGGGGGACUUUACCUCCUUCAGACUGGGUGAGACAUGACACGUGGAUGUUUGCCACAUAUUAAUUAGUUGUAGUUUUAUAAUCGUCUGACGUCAGUGUUGAAAUCUAACUCAUCAUUACAAUCGUAGCCAACUCAUAAGCUGUAGUUUGUGCAGUUUGUAACCAAUCAAAUGUACCACCUUGCUCCAUCCGUUUUCAGGUUUUAACCAAUCAGCAUGCAGCGGCGAGCCUUAUUUCCUGUGUCAGAAUGGGAAGUGUAUCCCGAUGAGUCUGGUGUGUGACGACAAGGGCAUCGAUAACUGUGGGGACGGGAGCGACCUGGAGGAUCACCUGCCCUCAGGGUGCAAAGGUCACUUAGGUAAGACACCUGUGCAGCUACCUCUUCAACAAGCCAUUAAAGGUGUUCUAUGUGGCACUUUUCAGACUCAUUCUCACUAUUGUUACACUAUUCCACAGUUUAUACACUAUAUUUUGGUUUAUUGGUUAGGACAGAAGAAGAGAGGAAAGAUAGAGGAGAGUGUGCUGAAAUGGCAGUAGCCGGGUUCGAACCCAUGCUGUAUAUGUGCACCAGAGGCAGUAGCUUAGAUUGCUAGACCACCCUAGACCAUCCAAUUGUAUUAUUCUACUGCUCUUAUAUCCUGUACAACUCUUUUCCAUAUUAUUACUGUAAAUUGGAAUGUGUUCUCAGUCACCUUACCUACUAAUGGAAAGGUAAAUAGCACCUGUGUCCUCUCCUCAGCAGGUCAGCUGGCUCCAGCCCAAGCCCCUCCCCCAGCAGUGACCCCAACCCCUCCUGUCUUAAACCCGCCCACUUUUCCCAUGUCCACCUAUAGGAACUGUGGCACUCUGGACGGCGUACCCAAUCACGACUCAGUGACAGGUGAGUGACAACUGGUACAGGUGAUGCAGGUUAUUGUUUUCUUCUUGACCAACUAGGGGGUUGUUUUUAUACAAGGAUCAGUUCCCAACACCCUAAGCAGCAUUGGAAGAAAGCGAAUGUUUCUGGUUUCCAGGGAUACAGUAUUUUCAACCUAACUUCCGUUUCCCCUGAAAACGGAGGUGGGGACUCCGUUCAGGUGUCUUUUUCGCCUGCUACAUAAGGUUAGUUCCCAAUGACUUACCUGGUUAAGUAAAGGUUAAUAGAAUAAAUAUUUCAACCAAAACUCAGUGUUUUACUUGUACUAUAUCUCACAGUGGCUUUUUGUAAAAUAUCCCUUAUUUCUAAACUGCUGGGUAAGAUACUUUUUGGGAGCAUAAAUCAGUGUAGGGGUAUUGUACAGUAUGUGUCUGUAAACUCUAUUUGGGCACAAAGUAACAGGAACCUAAUUCAAAUGCAAAGCAUAUCGAUGACAGGGGGCAUAAAACUAAUUGGGCUGCCAAUAGGUCUUUAUUUCAACCUUAUCGGGGUGAAGAUGACCCCUUUGAGUGCCCAGUCAUGUUGGUGUUCUAUUGACAAUGGUGCAAAUAGAUACUGAGGCUGGCCUGGCCAUUAGCCUCACAUUACCUUUUUGUCUGUGGCAAACCACCAGAUAUCCAGUCAAGACCACAAUCAUUAUUUUAUUCAUUCCAAUUCAACUGGCUAACAGGAGAAAAAUGUCUGUGCAAAUUGCCAUUCGUGAUAACAGGUAUAUUUUUCUGCCUAAAUUAAGGGAUGAUUGCAUCGUCAUUGAAUACAAGGAAAAGUAUUUUCUGUGAUUUGGCAACAAAGCAUUCUGAUGUUUUUACUAUUCAAAUAAAAUAAAAUCAAGCUUUAUUUAUACAGCACAUUUCAGACAUGGAAUGCAACGCAAUGUGCUUUACAGGAAAAAACUAAUAAAAACAAUGAAAAUAAAAGCUGAAAUAUUUACUAAACAGCAAACAUAAGAUAAAAAUCUAAAGAAUGACACAAACUGAACAAUUAAAAAGCACCCUAAAGAAAAUAAAAGAUAAAAGAUGUGUUUUAAGAUCUCUUUUAAAUAUGUCCACAGAUUCAGCCCCCCUCAGGUUCUCUGGCAGGCUAUUCCAGAGGCUGGGGGCAUAAUAACUAAAGGCUGCCUCUCCAUGCCUCUUGGUUCUAGGCUUUGGGAUAGUUAAAAGGCCAGUGCCAGAGAACCUGAAGGACCUAUUGGGUACAUAACUUAAAAGCAUGUUUGACGUGUACUGGGGUACACAAUUGUGGAUUGAUUUAAAAACCAAUAAAAAAAUUGUACAAUUAAUUCUGACUCACAGGCAGCAAGUACAGAGACCUUAAAACCGGUGUAAUGUGUACUCUCCGUCUGGUCUUGAUCAGUACCCAUGCUGCAGCAUUCUGUAUGUUUUGCAGUUGACUAAUGGCGUUCUUGGGUAGACCAGACAGGAGAGCAUUGUAGUAGUCAAUCCUGCUUGUAAUAAAAGCAUGGAUGAGUCUCUCUGUAUCAGCCUGAGAGAGAAAUGGCCGCACCUUGGCAAUGUUCCUCAGGUGGUAAAAAGCUAUUUUGGUCACAUUCCUAAUGUGUGAUUUGAAAUUUUAUUCAGAAUCUAAAAUAACACGUAGGUUUUUUAUCUUUAUUGCCUGUGAAUUAAAAUGUGUGCUUUGGCUCCAACAAUAAGUACCUCGGUCUUGUCUUGAUUUAGCUGGAGAAAGUUGUGAGCCAUCCAAGUAUUUAAAUCACUAAUACAGUCUAAUAAUUUAUCCUUGGAGCUAAAAUCCUCUGGUGACACAGAAAUGUAAAGUUGUGUAUCGUAUGCGUAGCAGUGAAAAUCAAUGCUGUGUUUUAAUUUUUACCCCCUUUUUCGUGAUAUCCAAUUGGUAGUUACGAUCUUGUCUCAUCGCUGCAACUCCCCAACGGACUCAGGCCCACCAAGCCGUCCAAAACAUGACCCACCAAGCCGUCCAACUGACGACCGGAGUCAGCUUUCAGGCGCCCGGCCUGCCACAAGGAGUCGCUAGAACAUUAGCCAAAGAAAUCCCCCCGGCCAAACCCUCCCCUAACCCGGACGACGCUGGGCCAAUUGUGAGCCGCCCCAUGGGGCUCCUGGUCACGGCUGGCUGUGACACAGCCUGGGAUCAAACCCGAGGCUGUAAUGGCGCCUCAGCACUGCGAUGCAGUGCCUUAGACCGCUGCACCACUCGGGAGGCAAUGCUGUGCUUUCUGAUAACGCUGCCAAGGGGUAACAUAUAUAAACUGAACAGUACCGGACCCAAAAUCGAACCUUGUGGAACGCCACAUGUGAUAUGUAUUUUCUCUGAGUUACAUUAUGUUCAAGGGUGACAAAAUUCUCGACCGGUAAAAUAAGUCCUAAACCAAUUUAGAACUGGACCAGAGAGGCCAACCCACCUCUCCAGUCUUUCCAGAAGGACAUCAUGGUCAACAGUGUCGAAUGCAGCACUCAAAUCUAAGAGCACAGAGAGCUGUUUGGCAUCUGUGUUGGCUCUAAAAUAAUUUACCACUUUAACUAAGGCUGUCUCUGUGCUGUGGUGGGCCCGAAAACCCGAUUGGAAUUUUUCAAAAAUACAGUUGCCACUUAAAAAAUUAUUUAGCUGUUUGAAAACAAAUUUCUCCCGAAUUUUGCUUAAGAAUGGAAGGUUGGAGAUUGGCCAAAAAAUUGCACGCAGACCCCAUUGCUAACUGUACUCUACUCUCACCCCUCCACGCUCCUCCAGACUCUCCACCCUACUUGUCCCUGCUGGCGCUCUUCAUCGCACUGGGUGUGAUAGCUGGUGUGGUCCUGCUGUGUUGGUGCUGCUGGUCUCCAGCCUGGUUCCUCUGGAGGAUCAGUGUCUGCCGCUUCCUACCCUGCUGUAACUCAGCCUGUGCCUCCUGCAAGCUCUGUGCCCGAAGCUGUGCCCAGAACAAGGAGCACCGACCGGCUAAGGUUUCACCACAAGGACAGGUCCCAAUCAACUGUGCCGCCUUGGCCACCCUCACCACAGCCCCGGCUAACGCCACCACUAUCACUGUGUAG
Coregonus sp. 'balchen' is the source of this 4589-nucleotide messenger RNA. The record is from the annotation of a GenBank genome assembly. Lineage: Eukaryota; Metazoa; Chordata; Actinopteri; Salmoniformes; Salmonidae.